Messenger RNA from Dufourea novaeangliae, 423 nucleotides. RefSeq names its product rhomboid-related protein 3-like. Bases 1 to 423 code for a protein of 140 amino acids. Gene Ontology annotation, molecular function: calcium ion binding. The transcript has 4 exons. The record is from RefSeq and is a predicted model, not a curated record. NCBI's taxonomy places the organism in Eukaryota, Metazoa, Arthropoda, Insecta, Hymenoptera, Halictidae.
AUGCUACUGGCGGGCGGGGGCGCUUCGAUACCGACCAUCGCCGGUACCGUCGAGGAGGAGGACGAGUACGCGCGCAGCGAGGCGAACAGCGCCCACUACGAUGGCUACGUCACCGAUCAUACCGAUCUCGCGUCCGAAAUCGACAUCGACGAGUCCGAGUAUAGGCGUGAGCUUCUCAACGACAAAUGGCGGAUGCUGUUCGACAAGUUCGAUCCGGAGGGUUUCGGCGAGAUACCAGUGGAAGAUUUUUUGGCGGCUUUGAAGAGCGCCGAAUGGAAAACGGAGAUACCGCCGAAUAAACGGGAUAUCCUCUUAACCAGGGCGAAGGAGUCGCGUGCUCAAGCGGUGACGUUCCAGGAUUUCGUCAAUGUGUAUGCUCUUAGUAGGCGAAAAAUUAUAGUGAUAAUUAUCGAAGGAAUUUAG